AUGGGGAGAGCUCCUUGCUGUGAUACGAUGCGAACUAAAAAAGGUCCAUGGACUCCCGAAGAAGACCACAUUUUAUUCACUUUUAUUCAAAAACAUGACCAUGAAAAUUGGCCAGCCUUACCCAAACAAGCUGGUCUUCUAAGAUGCGGGAAGAGUUGCAGAUUACGAUGGAUAAACUUCACUUUGGAAGAGGAGGAAACCAUCAUUAAACUGCAUGAAAUGUUAGGGAAUAUGUGGUCAGCAAUAGCAGCGAAAUUAUCAGGAAGAACAGACAACGAGAUAAAAAAUGUAUGGCUCACUCACUUGAAGAAGAGACUCAAUCAAUACAAGACCAAACCAGGUAACGUCAAGUCCAAAAACAAGAUUAAAUCCGAGCCGUCCAUCACAAGCCAAUUUAGUGGCGAGGUCCCAUCAUCAUUAUCAUCAUCUGAAGUUUCCUCCAUUACAGACACCAGUGAUCAUAGGGAAGUCGACGACAUCAAGGCUGAAAACAUGGUGGUUUCCUGGGAAUGUUUCCCCGAAAUUGCUGAAAGUUUCUGCUCCGAUAAUCCGAACACUCCGACGUUAAACUUCGAACCGGUCUCCGAUGAAGUUGCUUCGUUUUCGAUCAGUCGUCAAAAUCAUGAUGAUGAUUCAAUGGAGUUUUGGUACGACCUGUUCGUUAAAGCUGGAGGUGAAGACCUUUUGGUUGUGGGUGGGCAGACAUGA
This is a messenger RNA of Hibiscus syriacus, 708 nucleotides long. Its product is annotated as transcription factor MYB15-like. The transcript has 3 exons. Bases 1 to 708 code for a protein of 235 amino acids. The record is from RefSeq and is a predicted model, not a curated record. NCBI's taxonomy places the organism in Eukaryota, Viridiplantae, Streptophyta, Magnoliopsida, Malvales, Malvaceae.